Molecule: messenger RNA, 3202 nt
Organism: Jaminaea rosea
Lineage: Eukaryota; Fungi; Basidiomycota; Exobasidiomycetes; Microstromatales
Product: P-loop containing nucleoside triphosphate hydrolase protein
Exons: 2
Coding region: 182-3010 (942 amino acids)
Biological process (GO): mitotic DNA replication checkpoint signaling
Cellular component (GO): nucleus
Molecular function (GO): DNA replication origin binding; ATP hydrolysis activity
Source: RefSeq, a predicted model, not a curated record
CUGCCUCAUCUGAAUCACAUCGAUCCAACGUAGCCAUCCUACCCUCUUUCGUAUCGCAUCACUACCAUCUUUUCCUCCUACUACAAGACAGCCAAGAUCUAGCAGCUAGUCGUCUUAUUCCUCGCAUCACCAACCGCACCUUCUCCUUGUCCUCUCACCUCUCGGUCAUCUCGUGCCGGCGAUGCCCCUCACUCGUGCUCGCCAGUCGUCUUCACAGGCGCACGAGCAGCACGAUGAUGGCAGCGAUGCUAUCAAGCAGCGCCUGACCCGCUCGUCUUCGUCAUCAUCGCCGCUACCCGUCGAAGUCCGCCUGCCUCCCACCCUCAACAAGGUCUUCGGUAGCGGGAGCAGGACUGGCAGCCUUCAUCGAACCGUCUCCUCUCCUGCUCAUCUACUGGCUCAGAGCAGCAGCAGCAGCGGCGGCGAAGGGAGCGCCUCUGACUCAUGCAACACCACCACCACCACCACGCCGCCAUCGACACGCCGCGGCACGACCUUUUCUCGCUCCACGUCCUUCACCUCGCGCAGCAGCCGUAGACGUCGCACCUCCUCACACGCGGCAGACUCCGGUUCAGAAUCAGACGAUGAAUCGCGGGCCUUCCACGGCAGACUCGGCGGUUGCAACUCGCAGAUCGAGACGUCAGACAAGCCUGAUGACAGCAAUAAGGAGAAUGUGGCGCCCAUUCGCAACGUAGGACACGCCGUACUCUCUGCCGAAGCGUUGCGUGCCCAAGAAGAAGCUACAGCCCGGGGCAACGGCAGGAGUGGCGCUGGAAUGGCCCGUAGCGCAAGUAGCAGCGGGCGUCUUUCCUUGACGAUGAGGCGCAGGGGUUCCAGCUCGUCCAGCUCGGUCAGUAGCUUCGUGUCCGCGACUACGGCGUCUACGGCCACGACGAGCAACGCCGCGCCCACUACGAGGAUCAUGACACGUAGGGCUGCGAGUCAACGCGCUGCUGCGAAAUCGCAAGCAUCCUCUCCUUCUUCCCCUUCCUCGCGUAAACGCUCUCGUGAUGGCGCCUCUUGCACCGACUCUCUUCCUGCCACUCCCAUGUCGCGUCUUCGCCUGGACAACUCCAGCCAGGGUAGCAACGAGGACGAGUAUUUUCCCUCUUCCAGCCAAGGGUCGUCCGCCGUCAGCUCUGUCUUCGACGAUACGGGCAGCAUGGCAUCCUCUCGUGGGACCACGCCCGGACGCGAUACAGAGGCGAUCGAUCCCGAGGAUAAAGCGACUACGCCCCCGCAACCCGAGUACAGCAACGUCUACGCUCAUGCUCGAACCUUGCUGCGGUACAAUGCUGGCACAGGAUUGGAGGAGCAAGACUCGUCCUCCUCAUCCGAGGUGCAAGUAGUAGGCCGCGACCUCGAGCGCAAAGCCCUGCAAGCCUUCAUGGCCCAGCACUUCAGCAGCUUCGCGCCUCCCUCUGAGUCGCUCGAGGACCUUCUAGACGGGAAUGCCGACUCUGCCUCUCUGUACAUUUGCGGACUCCCCGGCACAGGCAAGACGGCCCUUGUCCGCUCGGUCCUCUCUGAGGUCCUUGCCAACAAUACGACUUCCGCACCACCACGCGUCGCCUUUGUCAAUUGCAUGGCCGUCCAGCACCCUCGCCAAAUAUUCGUCAAGGUGCUUCAAGCCCUCGGCGAGGAAGUCAAGGGAGCGAGCGAGAGCCACAUCGAGGCGGAGGCAGAGCGUCGCAUGGACAAGAUGAUGGCUAGCACUGACGCCGUGGCGGAGCGCACUCUCAUCGUCCUCGACGAGAUUGACCAUCUCCUCGCGUCGCGCGCACAGCAGAAUGUUCUGUACCGCCUCUUCGCUUGGGCUUCUGGCUCCUCCAACGGUUGCGCCCUCAUCGGGAUCGCCAACUCCCUCGACCUUACCGAACGCUUCGUCCCCCUCCUCGCAUCAAAGGGGGCCGCCCCGGCUCUUUUGCACUUCAGGCCCUUCGAGAGCAAGGAGAUCACAGAGGUGCUCAAGGCUCGGCUGACUGGACUCAAGUCGCGAUAUGAUGGUGAGGAGGAGGAUGUCCACAUGAACGAGGCCGCUCAGCAGCAGCAGGCCGCUCCGCUCCACCUCUUCACCCCUCCUGCCCUCGAGCUGCUCGCCAGGAAGAUCGCAGCCGCCACCGGCGACCUCCGCAAAGCCCUCGAUGCUGCCCGUCUCUCCAUCGAGCUCGUAGAAGGCGAAGAGCGUACGCAAGCCCUCGCGAACUGUACGGCUUCUGGCACGGGGACGAACACCGAGGCUUCGAAACUCCUCAGCCACCUCACGCCCAGCUCGGCACCCAAGGUCGGGCCGAAGCAUAUCCUCAAGGUAGUGACAAAGGUGCUCGGAUCCCCGCACCUCGCCAAGGUCCGGGGCUUGGGAUUGCAGGCCAAGCUGAUGCUGGCGGCCUUGCUCAUCGCUGCGGCUCGAGCACGCGAAGGGAUGCCUGUUCUUGGGUCGAAGGGCCUGAAGAAGAGUGGCCCGUCUGGAGGUGCAGGGGAAGGAGAGGCGGUCAAGGUCUGCGAUAUCGAGAGCACGUACGUGUCGAUGCUUCGUGACGAUGGCAAUUACUCGGCUUUGGAGAGCUCGGAGGUGCUGGAGGUCUUUGAGGGAUUGGAGGUGCAGGGGAUACUGAGCCUCGUCACUGCAAGCGGGGAGGGGGGCACAGCGGAGGCGUCUACUGCUGCGGCUCACGCGUCGUCCUCCGGCUCAUCGAGCGUCUCACCCGGCGCCAAGCGUGCAGCUCGCAAGCACCUCGCGCACGCCUCUAACCGGCUCGCCCGCUUGCUCUUGCCAUCAGAGGACGUACGCAAGGGCAUCACCACCGUUGCCUCUCUCCUCGAGUCUCAACAGCCCUCCUCUGCCUCUGGCGAGGGGCUACCCACCGCCGCCGUUGUGGAGAGCAUCAAGCGCAUGCUGGUCACGGAGGAGGAGCGAAUCAGCAAGAGUCGCGGCUGGGAGGAAGGGGCGCGUCAGAGGGAGGAGGUGAGGAGGGCAGAGUUGGGUGGUGGAAGGGGUGCCGUGAUGUGAUCUGAUGUGACGACGAGGCUUCAUCUACGUACACGAGGGCGAGGAUCACCCGCUCUCUCUGGCUCCGUGCUGUGGAACAAGAGCAAAGACGCAGGUACUACUCAUGCAUAACGACUGGCUUGCUUUCUUUGACUCUUGGCAGUCCGUUCUUGUUUUGGCUCCGCGGUAGAAUGCAAUUCCUAUCACACGAUG